CGUGUAAUUUUAUUUUUAUUUUUUCAAAAGAAAGAAUGAAACGGGUUGUGGAACCUCUCUCCACUAAAACCUCAAAAAUCAGGGUUUAACACUCCCACGAUUCUUCUCCAUUUUCCCCUUUUCUCAUUCUUCUUCGCCAAAAUGACGAAAUUCAGGAAAUUGAAUCGUCCAACUGGACAUCGAAUGUCCAUGCUCAGGACAAUGGUGUCGCAAUUAGUCAAGCACGAGCGCAUUGAAACCACCGUUGCUAAGGCAAAGGAAGUCCGGAGGUUGGCCGACAAUAUGGUUCAGCUCGGAAAGGAGGGAACUCUAUCUGCUGCAAGACAGGCAGCUGCCUUUGUGCGUGGGGAUGAUGUCAUUCAUAAGCUCUUUACUGAACUGGCUUACAGAUACAAAGAUAGAGCUGGUGGAUACACGAGAUUGCUCCGAACUCGGAUUCGAGUAGGUGAUGCUGCACCUAUGGCCUAUAUUGAGUUUAUUGAUAGAGAAAAUGAACUUAGACAAUCCAAACCCCCAAAUCCUCAACCUCCCCAGAGACCAGUCCUGGAUCCCUGGACAAGAUCUCGGCUCAGCCGGCAGUUUGCACCCCGUAAGGAGGAGAAAAUCUCUGAUUCUGAUGGUCAAUGAGUUUUUUUCUUGGGAAGUGCAUUCAAGAUGAUUGUUUCGUCUUUUCAAUCCAUAAUGAUUUAUGUGUUUUACUUGUUUGGAGGCCUACAUGUAGCAGUGUGAUGAAAAUAAUGUUUUAUUCAACAGCACUAGGCGUGGUGGGUGGUAAAUUGAGCUGGUUUUAAGCUUUUGUAUUUUCCAUCCUGCCUUGUACUCUAGUUGAUCAAUACAUAUGAAACAUGCAGAAACUUCUUGA
This is a messenger RNA of Capsicum annuum, 862 nucleotides long. RefSeq names its product 50S ribosomal protein L17. Lineage: Eukaryota; Viridiplantae; Streptophyta; Magnoliopsida; Solanales; Solanaceae. The transcript has 6 exons. Gene Ontology annotation, molecular function: structural constituent of ribosome. The record is from RefSeq and is a predicted model, not a curated record. Bases 142 to 627 code for a protein of 161 amino acids. Gene Ontology annotation, cellular component: large ribosomal subunit; ribosome. Gene Ontology annotation, biological process: translation.